Molecule: messenger RNA, 1580 nt
Organism: Mercurialis annua (annual mercury)
Lineage: Eukaryota; Viridiplantae; Streptophyta; Magnoliopsida; Malpighiales; Euphorbiaceae
Exons: 5
Coding region: 145-957 (270 amino acids)
Source: RefSeq, a predicted model, not a curated record
UCCACCAUCUUCAUCAGACGAUGAAGACAUUGGAGCGGCAGAUAAUAUAGAAAUUGCAUGAUUCGUUUAAGUGUCAUUUAUGUAGAAUUUUGACUUUUAUUUACAUUUGUUGAUGUGGUAACUUUAUUUUGUUAAUUAUAAAUUAUGUGUUAUGGUUUUUAUAAUAGUUGUGUUUAUUUUUUUCUUGUCGAAUAUUUUUUUGUAAUCUUUUUUGCAGAUAUGAGAGGUUCAGGUGGUUCUUCUGCCGGCCGAGGCCGCGGUCGGGAUACAGUUCAGGGACGCGGACGUGGACGCGGCGACCCAGAGCAGGAUGCCCCUGAGGACUCGGAUCCCGGGGCUGAGCAGCAGGUGCUAGCUGCUAGACCUGCGCCGCGGAGAGCGGCGAGACAGCCGCAACCACAGGGCCAGCCACCAGCGACGGACGAGACUGGGAGGGUUAGAGUUACACCAGAUGCUGCAAGAGAAAAAUUACUGGAUAGCAGGAACGACAGCGGGACAGCAUCUAGGGCGAUCUUGCCCAUUUUCCGAUCUAGAUGGUUUGCUGAGGGUUCCUCGUGGAAGAAGAUUACAGCAGAGCAUAAGGGAUUCUACUUCGAGGAGUUCAAGAAGGGUUUUUGCUGGGACCCGACCUACCCUGAGGAUCUGAUUAGAGGGGUCUUCUACCGACAUGCGGGCAAUCGGUAUAAAGAUACUCUCCACAACAUGAAGCCGGAUAAAAAAGAGGGCAGUGUUAGUGCUGAUACUUGGGCGUCAUGGAAGCGAGACUGGGAUACUGCUGAGGCUAAGAAAAAGUCCGAUAUAGCACGAGCUAAUCGGAUGAGUGAGCCGUCCGGAGCUGGCACCGGACCUGUUCGACAUACCGCAGGAUCGCGAUCGGCUACGAGGCAUAAGACAGUUAUGACUGAGGAGCUUGGUCGAGAGCCCACUUUGGUGAGUUGCAUGUACGGUUGCACCUGACCAAAGCAGAUCGGACUGUCUUUGUUGACAAGAGAUCAAAGGAUAAAAAUGACCGUUUUCAGGCAGAGCUUGCUGCAGCAACACAGUCUCAGGCAGCUGGAGAAGGGAGUUCGUCGACUCCAGAGCCGAUCGACGAGAACGAGCUGUUUUUGUCUCUCGAGGCAGUCAAGAAGCAGCGAGUCUACGGUAUUGGAUCGGCUUCAGCAUCCUACAUCGGCCAGAGCAGCGCUAGCCGAUUGCGCCGCGGCGGAUCAUCCCAGCAGGGGAACGUUAGUACUGAGGACAUAGAGCAGCGUAUUGCUAGGGAGGUUGAGGAGCGGCUCGAGCAGCGGAUUCGUACUGUGGAGGCGGGUUUCGAAGAGCGGGUCGAGCAGCGGAUCCGUAGUGUGGAGGCGGGUUUCGACGAGCGGAUCCGUACUGAGCUUGCGCGGCUGAUGACUACACUCCCACCCGAGUUACGCCCGCAGUUCCCACCACCCUCACCCCCUCCUGCUGAUGACACCACCAGUUUAGAGUAGGCUUGUGAUACACUUGGACAUAUUUAUGUUUUUUGUUCGUAUACUUUAAUAUUAAUGUUUUUUGUAUGCUUUUUGACGUUUAUAUAUAUAUUACGGAUUUGGUUA